CUGUUUUUCCUGUCUUUCUUCCUGGUGUCCCUUUCUCUUCCUCUCCUCCCAGGUCGUUCCUGUCUUUUCCCCUUUGAAGACGGCUUCCUCGACGAUGGCCACGGUGACCCCUCCCUGACUCCGGGCCUGAACUCGCCCACCCGCUGUCAGAAUGGAGAGAGGAUGGAGCGCUACUCCAGGAAAGUUUUUGUCGGAGGCCUCCCCCCUGACAUAGAUGAAGAUGAAAUCACCAACAGUUUCCGCCGCUAUGGACACCUGGUGGUUGACUGGCCCCACAAAGCUGAGAGCAAAUCUUACUUCCCACCCAAAGGCUAUGCCUUCCUGCUUUUUCAAGAAGAGACUUCUGUCCAGGCCUUGAUAGACGCCUGCAUCGAGGAGGACGGAAAGCUCUACCUAUGUGUGUCCAGUCCCACUAUCAAAGACAAACCGGUAUGUAGACAAGAAAUUCCUGUCCAGAUCCGUCCCUGGAACCUGAGUGACAGCGACUUCGUCAUGGACGGCUCCCAGCCUCUGGACCCCCGCAAAACCAUCUUCGUUGGGGGGGUGCCACGGCCUCUGCGUGCAGUUGAGCUGGCUAUGAUCAUGGACCGGCUGUACGGGGGUGUUUGCUACGCUGGCAUCGACACCGACCCGGAGCUCAAAUAUCCGAAGGGAGCCGGCCGAGUGGCCUUUUCCAAUCAGCAGAGCUACAUCGCUGCAAUCAGUGCCCGCUUUGUUCAGCUGCAGCACAAUGACAUCGACAAAAGGGUGGAGGUGAAGCCGUACGUCCUGGACGACCAGAUGUGCGACGAGUGCCAGGGGGCGCGCUGCGGGGGGAAGUUCGCCCCCUUCUUCUGUGCCAACGUCACCUGCCUGCAGUACUACUGCGAGUACUGCUGGGCCAGCAUCCACUCCCGGGCCGGCCGCGAGUUCCACAAGCCGCUGGUCAAGGAGGGGGGCGACCGGCCCCGCCACGUGUCCUUCCGCUGGAGCUGA
This is a messenger RNA of Menidia menidia (Atlantic silverside), 975 nucleotides long. Lineage: Eukaryota; Metazoa; Chordata; Actinopteri; Atheriniformes; Atherinopsidae. The record is from the annotation of a GenBank genome assembly.